Anastrepha ludens (Mexican fruit fly) is the source of this 1116-nucleotide messenger RNA. It is a transcript of the gene Jhbp6, whose product is annotated as circadian clock-controlled protein daywake. Bases 1 to 1116 code for a protein of 371 amino acids. The record is from RefSeq and is a predicted model, not a curated record. Lineage: Eukaryota; Metazoa; Arthropoda; Insecta; Diptera; Tephritidae. The transcript is spliced from 8 exons.
AUGGGUGAAUGGGUUAACAAACAACGAAAACGGGGCCAGCAGCUGCCACUACCAAACGUACCAACACUAACUUCCACACAGCAACCAAGUAAAAAAGCUUUUUCAUUAAAUCCACUUUUGUGGGCGCACGCAACUGGUAGUGAAUUCGACAAACAUCAGCAACAACCAGACGUAUUGAUCGGCAAUCAAGCAUGGCAAGAGCCACAAGCAAAAAGUCAUAAAUCAAACACGAAUUCAACAACAGGUUGGUGUGACCAACCGCCGCACUGCUGUAGCAACAAAGUCUAUUGGACACACAGUUGCACAUCGCCCGCAAGAUCAACACUCGGCUAUGCAGCUCUUGCUGAUGAUGAUAAAUUUCUCACAAGUCCACCAGAGUACAUCAGAGAAUGUCAAAUAGCUGAGAAAAAUUUUACUGACUGUUCCACGCACAGCAUACAGCAGCUCUUCGACAAGUUAAAUGACGGCAUACCUGGCUUGAACAGCAUCAAAAGCUUCGAUCCAUUCUACCUAAACCGGAUACGUAUUACACAAGGCAACAGCAAUGCGAUCAACUUGAAAGUCGAAUUGGCCAACGUGAAAAUCAAUGGAUUUGGGCAUACGAAUGUUUUGGAGAGUGUCGUUUAUCCCAAAGACUACAGCUGGAAGACCACUUUUAUGCUGCCCGAGAUGAAAUUACAGGGUGACUACAGUCUCAACGGUCGCAUUUUGUUAAUACCAUUAAAUGGGCAUGGCGAGGUUUUCUUAGAAGCAGAAAACAUGACCGUCGUUAUGAACUCAAAGACCCGGCUCUAUGAGAAGGGCGGCUUCACCUUCUACAACGUGACGAAUUGUCGUGUGGAUUUUAAAAUUGAUGGCUUGAAGUCAUACUUUUCCAAUCUCUUCAAUGGCAACAAGCAGUUGGAGGAUAGCACAAAUAAAUUCUUCAACGACAACUGGCGCAUGCUAGCCGAUGCGCUUUACUCCGUCAUCACGCAGACGAUUGAGGAUAUUUUGUUGGAUGUGUUGAAGAAAAUCUUCCAUUAUAUACCAGCCAACUUCUUUAUCAGCGAUAUACCAACACCAAAGCAGUUAUAUGGCAGCAAAGUAACAGCGGCGACUGCCAAGCGACCUUAG